This is a messenger RNA of Dryobates pubescens (Downy woodpecker), 1750 nucleotides long. Its product is annotated as aldehyde dehydrogenase family 3 member B2. The coding region runs from base 63 to 1262 and encodes 399 amino acids. Gene Ontology annotation, biological process: aldehyde metabolic process. The transcript has 8 exons. Gene Ontology annotation, molecular function: aldehyde dehydrogenase (NAD+) activity. The record is from RefSeq and is a predicted model, not a curated record. Lineage: Eukaryota; Metazoa; Chordata; Aves; Piciformes; Picidae. Gene Ontology annotation, cellular component: cytoplasm.
ACCCCUAUGCCGGGCUGGUGAGCCACCUGAGGACCAGCUGGCUCUCGGGGAGGACGCGGCCCAUGGAGUAUCGCGUGGCCCAGCUGGAGGCCCUGGGACGCUUCCUGGAUGACAAGAAGGAGGAGAUCCUGGAGGCCACUGCCUCAGACAUGGGCAAGCCAUGCUUUGAGGCUUUCUUCAGUGAGAUCCUCCUCUGCAAGAACGAGCUCCACCAGACCCUCAACAACCUGGGCCAGUGGAUGAAGGACGAGCACGUGGGCAAGAAUCUGGUGACCCAGCUGGACUCGGCCUUCAUCCGCAAGGACCCCUACGGGGUGGUGCUCAUCAUUGGGCCCUGGAACUACCCUGUCCACCUCCUCCUGGUGCCCCUCAUUGGGGCCAUCGCUGCUGGGAACUGUGUCAUUGUCAAACCCUCUGAGAUAAGCAAGAACACUGAGAGGCUUAUGGCUGAAUCACUGAGCUGCUACUUGGACAAUGACUGCUAUGCUGUGGUGACAGGUGGUGUGCAGGAGACCACCAAACUGCUGGAGAACAAGUUUGACUUCAUCUUCUUCACUGGCAGCCCCGCGGUGGGCAGGGUGGUGAUGAGCGCCGCUGCCCGGCACCUGACGCCGGUGACGCUGGAGCUGGGGGGCAAGAACCCCUGCUACGUGUCCGACAGCUGCCACGUGCAGAACGCCGCUCGGCGCCUGGCCUGGGGGCGCUUCUUCAACGCCGGCCAGACCUGCAUCGCGCCGGACUACGUCCUCUGCAGCCUGGAGAUGCAGGAGAAGCUGAUGCCGGCCCUGCGGGAGGCCAUCGCCGAGUUUUAUGGCCCCAACCCUCGGGAGUCCCCGGAUUUCGGCCGCAUGGUGGGGGACAAGCAGUUCCGCCGCGUGCGGGCGCUGCUGAGCAGCGGCAGGGUGGCCAUGGGAGGCCAGACGGACGAGGAGGAGCGCUACAUCGCUCCCACGGUGCUUGCAGAUGUGCUGCCCUCAGACCCAGUCAUGCAGGAGGAGAUCUUUGGGCCCAUCCUGCCCAUUGUAGUUGUGGCCAACAUGGACGAAGCCAUCGACUUCAUCAACGCCCGGCCGCGGCCCUUGGCCAUCUACGCCUUCUCCUCUGACAGCAAGGUGGUGAACCAGGUCCUGGAGAGGACAAGCAGCGGUGGCUUCUGUGGCAACGACACCCUGAUGCACUUUACUCUGACCUCGCUGCCCUUUGGUGGCAUUGGUAGGUCCAAACCCCCAACCAACCUGCCUCAUCCACACUGCCCAUGUUGAGGAAGGGUCUCAGGGGAGACAGGGCACCCAGGUGCCACUCUGGGUCCAGAGGGCUCCAUGGCCUGUAGGCAAAUCCUUCUGCACCAGGCAGGACACCACCAGGAGCUCUUUGCUGCGCUGCACCAGGGCUGAGCUCUUGGGGUUUCUGCUGAGCACGUGUGAGGACUCUUCUCUCCAUGUUUGCCAUCCCAAGCACAGUGUUCCAUGUGUCCAUGGAAAUAGCCUCUUUACCAGGUAGAGCAUCUUGGAUGUGGCCAGCACAGGAGCACCUCCAGACCUUCCUCUCCCCAUGCAGUGCCUCUGUAGGGUGCUGGGAACCUGCACCACUUGGUCAUUUCCAUGGUGUCUCUGAGCAGCAUGGGCACCAUGAGUGAAUGCUGGGCUAAGGCUGGGUUCCUGCCUGCUCAGGUUUAGCUAGGAGCUCCUCAACUCUGCUCUCUUUGGUCUGCUCUUCAUCUGGUGGCACAUCCAACAUGCUGUCCUUCUAG